Molecule: messenger RNA, 2512 nt
Organism: Mizuhopecten yessoensis (Yesso scallop)
Lineage: Eukaryota; Metazoa; Mollusca; Bivalvia; Pectinida; Pectinidae
Product: myosin-3-like
Exons: 12
Coding region: 130-1944 (604 amino acids)
Source: RefSeq, a predicted model, not a curated record
CUUAAUCCCACCAAUGGCCUUCACCUACAAGCAGGGCCGGCAGGUUGAUUUGUGAACGCCAAUGACUUUCCGGGUAGAUAUACCUAUAUUUAUCAAUUUCAUUCCUAACUUGUAAUUGACAUCGUAGUUAUGAGCAGUUUAAGGAAUUCAUUUCGCCGCGGAAAACGUGAGAGUAAAAGGCGAAAUAAUCAGCUCACUCCAAGAGAAAUUAAAGCUGAUGAUGUCCAUGAAAGUCUUGACAACAUUAAAAAGACCACCAAAGACUGUAAGGCUAUACAUAGGAAGUGGGAAAAAGACAAGCAUUUUGAGCAAGUGAACAAUACAUAUCUAACCAAGGCCAACACAUUAAUUGGUUAUGUGGAUGAAUAUAGACAGCAACUAGACUUAUCCUGGCCAAAUAGUAAAGAGGUGGAAGACUUGAAGGAUCGUAAUUACAAAUUAGCUCGAGAGAAAGAAGAUGCAGAUUAUUUUCUAGAAGAAGCUCAAUUGGAAAUUAAGAAACUGAAGGAUCGUCUGGGAGAGCCGCAAACCUCUGGUAGAAGAAGAGAUAGACAAAAGAAACCUGAAAAUAUGCCUAAACGUCCAGCUGAACGUGAAAUUGACAAGGAAUCAGAACCAUUCGAUGACCAUAAGCGUGCAAGGAAAGAUUCGGGGAGUCUUGACCGAAGGGAUCCAUCCCGUGAGCCUAUUCCUCGUCAUGACAGCAGAAACUCUCAGAGAGGCAGGAAGGAAAGUAGAAGUAAUAAUGAGGCUGUUGAGAAGGAGAUCGAGGAGCUUAAGAAGAAAGUAGAAAAACUUCAAGAAGAAAAUAAGUCAUUGUCUGAGGGUCGAGCGAGUGCUGUAAAGGCAUUGAAUGCUGCAAGGGAUGAAGCAGCUAGAAACAAACAGCAGAUGGAGUCAAGUGAUGCUUCAGUAGCAAGUUAUCAUCAAACUAUUGACCAGUUGAAAAGACAGUGCAGCGAUUUGAAUGUUUCGCUCAACAAUGAGAGGCAGUCAAGGAGUGAACUGCAACAAAGUCUGAAUCAAAGUAAGUCAAAAGAAGAAAAUCUAAAUGACACCAUUGACAGGCUACAGAACAAUCUGAAAUUAGAAGGACAAGCCAAGGCAGAGGCAUUGAUGAGUCUCCAGCAUAGUCAGUCAAAAGAGGAAAAUCUUCGUGACACCAUUGACAGGCUACAGAGAAACCUUUCCUCUGAAAGACAGGCCAAGGACGAGGCAUUGAUAAGACUCAGUGCUGUCGCUGGUAACAAGCUUCGUGACAAUAACCCGGCUAUCACUGACCUUAGCGACCCAAACCGCCCGAUGAAACUGGCAGAGAAGGUAUCAGAGCUUUAUGACAAUGAGUGGACCAAUGCCAUGGAGAAUCUUGAGAAUGACUGCAAAAUAGAGGAGGUAGAGGCCAUUAAACUUCUUCUUGAUAUCGUAAAGAAUGUAUUUACAAAAUUUGAGGAGAUUGGUGACGCUCAGACAGACUUUAUAACUUCGCUGGAACUGCCUGUAGCUGUACCAGACAUUGAUGACCUUCGGGAUACUGCCAGGCCACUUCUGAACACUGGGAUGUUAACAAAGCUACCAGCAGAAAUCACAAAGCCACUAAAAGACUACCGCAAGACAAGCUGUGGAGCUGUAAGCCCGCUGCUGUUUGAGGUUAUGAAGUCAAGGCUGCAAAAGCUACACAACAUGGAUGCUGAUACGAUUAAGGCAUGUGACCAGUUCAUCAAAGACACUGUGUCGUAUGUCUGGAUGAUGCGAGUGCAGGACCCACCCGUCCAUAUCGAGUGGGAGUUCUCGCAUGGUGAGAAAUUUGAUCACGACCGGCUCAGAUCCUACACCAAAGGAGGAGACCGUGUCAACUACGUGGUCUGGCCUAUCCUCUAUCUGCACAAAGGUGGACCAAUGCUAGCGAAAGGGGUGGCCCAGGGCAUGAAAACUAAACCAAAAUAAGUCGUGGGCAAGCUAGGCUUCCCAUACUGACAAGGAUUCCCAUAUUUUAAAUAUGACUGUACGGUUCUCAUAAUUUGAAUUUUGUUUUUUUUCUAAUGUUUGCCAUGAGGCAAGACAAAAGGAAAUGUAAAGACUGGUCCAAAAUGCAUUACCUUUGUUAAAGAGAUGGCCAGGACUAUUGACUAGAAAAAAAGGGGGAAACAAAUAAUUUUGCAAACAUUUAACCCAUCAUAAUUGUCCCAGCUAGGAGCAAAAUAAUGGAACACUCACUGAAAUUGAUUAGCACAUUGAUUGUUCUGUAUUGCCACUUUGUAUAAUUUAUAUUAAGAUCCAGUGAAAUUUUGUGGAAAUGCAGGUAAAAAUGUGAAUAACAACAGGUAUUGGGCUAGAGAUUUGUUUCUUCCUAGGUGUAGGUUUGUAUCCCUAUACAGUAAUUGUCAUGCUUCUUUCUUGUAUCUGUUAGACUACCUGACCUGCAUUUUAUUUGCUGUAUUUAUUAACAUAUUAUGUCUUUGCGUAUUGCAGAGUUAACUUCUCUUGUGAGCAGAUAUUGAUUGUUAUGUCAUUG